CUCGACGAAAAACAUCCGCGAAGAAGUGAAAUACUAAAUAAGUCCUUUGCUGAUAUCAUCGUUUGGUUGGCUGGUUGGCUGUGUAUAAUGACAAAAUUGAUACUUAUUAAAUGGAUUGCUAUCCAAGAGGAACAUUGGAGAUCGAGAGAGUGCAAAGGCUGCAUCAUUUAAAGGACAAUUGUGGAAACAUUCAGAACAUGAAAAAAAUGUAUUGCUUGGUUCUGAUAUUGUACUUAGUGAGUCGGACCGUUCUAGCAGUAAAAAACUGCAAGAUAUCCAGUGAGGGUAUGGAUUAUCGUGGAAACAUUUCAACGACAGUUUCCGGAAAAUCAUGCCAGAGGUGGGACAGUCAGACUCCAAAUUCUCAUGAUUACGCUGACACAUUACCGGGAAACGCCAGCUAUCACGAGAAUUAUUGUAGAAACCCUUGGGCUGGUGAAGUUGCAGGCCCCUGGUGCUACACAAUGGACAAUGACACGAGAUGGGAGCUGUGUGAUAUUCCAUACUGCGCACGUGAUUGCAAAAAAACCAAAGAAGGCUUGGAAUACAGCGGAAACAUAUCAAUCACUAAUUCUGGUAAGAUUUGUCAAAGGUGGGACAGGCAAAGUCCUUGGACACACAAGUACAACACCAUUUUGAAGGGGAACGUGAGCAUGCACGAGAAUUACUGCAGAAACCCAAAGGUUGGAGAAGCCGAUGGUCCAUGGUGUUAUACAACGGAUGCAAAGAAACGAUGGGAGUUGUGUGAUAUUCCAUUUUGUGAUAAGGCGGAAUGUUUGCAUAGCGUCAUGGGGCUAGAAUAUUUUGGUACCGAGGCGAAAACUGAAGACGGCAUAGAUUGUCAACGCUGGGACAAGCAGGAACCACAUACUCAUAUGUUUUCUUCUGGAUUCAUGGGGUUUGUUUCAUCAGAGCACGAGAAUUACUGCAGAAAUCCUGAUUAUGACGAAAAGCCGUGGUGCUAUACUGUGAAUGCCACCGUCCGUUAUCAGUACUGCGAUAUUCAGCAAUGUGAUUAUAAAGACUGUAGAGAUACGGAGAAAGGUAUGAAAUAUCGAGGGAAAAUAAACGUGACCAAGGAUGGAACACCGUGUCAGCACUGGGACAGUACAUACCCCCACUUACCCAACGAACGAGUAAGAUCUCUUGGAUCAACUCUCUUUAAAGAGAAGAACUACUGUAGAAAUCCUGACGACGAACCAUUUCCCUGGUGCUACACUAUGGAUAUUAAUAUUCGUUGGCAGUUUUGUGACAUUCCAUUCUGCGUUAAUUCAUCAUUCCAGUGCGACUUUUCGCAAGGAAUAUGUGAUCUAGAACAACUGAAUGAUACAGAGGCGAGCUGGGUAGUGAACAAGUCUGCUGAUGACGAAUCAUUAGCUCUCCGCCUCUUGGUAAAUCGACAUACCUCGCAAUCACUGUUACCUUCUCUGAGAUCACAUCUCUUGCGUUCCGUAGACACCGGAAGUUGUUUACAACUGGAAUAUCGCAGUGUGGGUAUUCAGCUGAAGAUAGGUAUUACAUCACAUACAUUGACAGAGCUGCCAGAGAGUCGUGAGUGGAAAACUGCAAAAAUUAAUAUACGACCUCAACUACAAAACUACAAGGUGUAUUUUUCACCUUAUACGACUGAAUCGUCCACGGAGUUGGCAAUAAGAUACAUCGCUGUUUUAAAUGGACCUUGUGAAGAUUGUUUUGCCUGUCUCAGUGAUGGAUUAUGUAUUGAAUACUCGGGCUUUUGUAACAUGAAUGUGGAUUGUGCCGAUUACAGUGAUGAGAAAUACUGCGCCCUGGAGUGUUACCAUGAAAAUGUGUAUCAAGGAUUUCGAGAAGAAACGAAGUUUUUUCACAAAUGCAGAGAAAGUACCUGUAGAUUUGAUAAACAAAGUAAAGAAAAACCGGGUUGUUUCGUGAACUCUGAAGAUGAAUGGGUCAUCUGUAGUAUACCGGAAUGUGAAAAAGGAAAUUUGGAUUGCGAUUUUCAACACGAUAUGUGCAACUGGAAACAGAUGCUGCCUGGGAUCAAAUGGAAUCGUCAGAUAGCAGAACAUAUUGGUGAGAUGGUUACCACAGCUGAAUGGAAAACGUUUCUGAAUGACAGUGUGGAGGAGAGAGCGGUUUUAUACAGCACAUCACAACCCUCCUCAUCCGAUUUUGGUUGUGUAACAAUGACAUAUUCUGGAGAAAAUGUCAAUUUAAACGUAUUCGUAUCACAAGGUACCAUACUGACAAAUGAUGUGUCAGUUUUUCAGCGACAGAAUAUUGAUACUAAAAUGUUUGCCACCACAAGUUUCCAGACGCCCAUUGCUGUCCCUUAUAUGGUAAUAGUAAUGGCAACUAUCCAGGACAGUGCUGCCCGCACUGGCAAUAUACAAAUUGGAAAAUUAAGUUACUUGCAGGGACUUUGUAAAGAUAAAGAUGCUUGUCAGAAAUCCCAAUUUCAAUGCGAUGAUGGGAGUUGUGUGGGUGUUGACCAGUUUUGCAAUGAAAAACGCAAUUGUCCAAAUGGAGAGGAUGAAUCCCUGUGCAAAUAUAAUAACUCCGUGUGUUUGAGGACGGAAAGCGACUGCAUCCUCCCCUGUCCAUCCUACUGUGAAUGUCAAGGAUUAGUCUUCAAAUGCAAAUCACCAGAUAACGUCACAAAAGAGGCCAGAGCACUUGAUUUCAGCUCAAACAAAUUUGACAACACUCAGCUAAAGAAUUUUACCUUUCUCAUACAUUUAAAUAUUUCCAGGUGCUCGAAAGACGAUUUCUCGCUUAAAGAUUUAGGAGAUCAACUUCAAUCUCCGAGUCUUCAAAAUUUAGAUCUAUCAUUUAACAACAUUCGCCAUUUGGAACCGGGUACCUUCAAAGGGUUAUCAAAUUUAUUGUAUCUGAAUAUAUCAUAUAAUCAAGUUAACCGAUUUGAAAUGGAUUUCCUUAACGUCAUUCCAAAAUUACGACGGUUGAUUAUGAAAGAUAAUAAUAUAAAAUUAAUACCCGCGAAAGAAAUCUACAGUGAUUUCAAUUCUAGCCUUGAGUUCAUAGAUCUAAGAAACAACAAAAUAAGGAGAAUCAUGCCGAAAUCGUUAUAUUGGCUCGGUUCUAUUUCAAAAUUGGAUUUGAGCAACAACUCUAUAACGAAUACGGACAACUAUUUUUCAAGCUCAAUGAAGAUGCUCUUUGAACUUGAUCUUAGUUUUAAUUCUAUAACUGUAAUAACAAACGAAAUGUUUAAUGGUUUACAGAGGCUACGAGAGCUGAACCUACAAAGCAAUCAUAUAGAGAUUCUACAAGCAUUCUCAUUUUCUACGUUGACCUCAUUACGUACUUUGAACCUUGGAUAUAAUAAAAUUCACACUAUUGACAGAAAGGCUAUGGAAAACAUGGUUUCACUUACCAAACUGAACCUCACAGGAAACAGAUUAAUGACUUUAUCUUCCUCAAGAUUUAUAGCCUUAGUAAAACUCCAUAUUUUAGAUUUAUCAAAUAAUGGAAUGAGUAUACUGGAGGACAAUGCUUUUCAAAGACUUGAAGAAGUGAAGUCUUUGUACAUACACAAUAAUCAAUUGAGUGUAUCGAAAACUAUGUUUCAAGGUCUUUGUAACCUUCAUUGGCUACGAACAGACUCUUAUAUAAUUUGCUGUGCAAAGCCAUUGUCAGUUGACACAUCAAACUGUAUCUCCCCACGAGACCGAAUUUCCUCAUGUGAGCAAUUGAUAAAUGUGGGAUUUCUGGCACAAAUGAUAUGGUACAUGGCUUUUUUCUCGCUGAUUGGAAAUACUUAUGUAAUUUACUACCGCAUAAAGGAGACACUCGGAAGAAAUAACAAAUUACAGGGCGUUUUUAUUCUAAAUCUUAGUUUUUCCGACUUGCUAAUGGGUGUUUAUUUAUACAUCAUUGCAGUCGCAGACUUGGAGUACCGUAAUAUUUACGGAUUUAAAGAUAGCGAAUGGAGGUCCAGCAUUGCCUGUACAAUUGCUGGGUUACUAGCAACUAUAUCCAGUGAGGCAUCGGUGCUUUUCGUAUUUCUCAUAACAGUUGAACGAUAUCUAGCAUUAAAAUACCCAUUUUCUGAAGGAUUUCUCAAAAAGAGGAAAGGGAUUUACGGUAUUACUAUAAUUGUGUGGAUUAUCACUUUCAUAUUUGCAGUGUUUCCUCUAUCUGUCUACCCUGACUUUUACAGCAGAUCUACUGUAUGUAUAUCUCUCCCUUUGACAGCAGAGAGGGUACAAGGUUGGGAAUAUUCCACUUUUGUUUUCAUUGGAUUUAAUUUGCUGAUUUUUAUAGCCGUGGUUGUGGGGCAGAUACUGAUUUAUGUGAAAGUGAAGCGCAUUGGUAGUGCCAUACAUAAGGAUAACACGAAGAGGGAGAUUGCUGUGAUGAAAUCUCUUUCUUAUGUCGUCUUAUCGGAUACAUUUUGCUGGAUCCCAAUUAUAUUGAUUGGAAUUAUGGUGUAUGCAGGCUUGGAUAUCUCAUUCAAUGUUUAUGCAUGGGUUGUCGUCUUAGUGCUUCCGAUAAACUCCGCAUUGAAUCCAUUCAUAUACACAUUCAGCAUGAUCUACAGAAAGAAUCUGCAAGCACGAAACAGUCAAAUGGUAAUGUCGAAUAAAGAGAGGAUUGGACACUCCAGUAUCAAGUCCACAGUCAUAUAACUAUUUCUGUCUCUUGGAAGAGACAUUACCUCAUACUUUUGUCACAGUUACUGGCAUAAUGAGAUAUUUAAACUUCGCUAAACCCAAACAAGGAUAGCAGCAUCCUUUGAAAUAAAGAAAACUGAUGGUCUGUUUAUGGCAGAUUAGAGACCAUAAUUUUCAAUGGGAAAAACGAUUAUGGCCCUUUAAUGAGCAAUGACUCGUGUGUACGAAAACAUUUUGCAACGCUCUUCAGUUUAUGCCAAACAUUCCAUGAAUACGCCAGUUUUGAGAAAAGAGCUCUUCUGUGUAGAGGUGGAUUUAGUGGUAUUUUGAAUGUCCAAGUGGAACAAAAUGGGCCUACAGUCAGUGAGGAAGACGAUAAAAUGUAUUAAAACUGUUUCUGUUUAGAUAUGUAAAUGUAAAUAAAUAUAACAUAUUAUCGAAAGAAAUGUUUUACUAAAGUGAAAACAUAAAACCAAUGUCAUAUUUUGUCAGUAAUGUUUCCUUGAUAUGAUAUGUAUAAACAAUGAAAUAAGUUCAAAUAACGUGAUAUAAUAAAAAUUUAUUUAAUU
Ostrea edulis (European flat oyster) is the source of this 5185-nucleotide messenger RNA. RefSeq lists its product as uncharacterized. Gene Ontology annotation, biological process: G protein-coupled receptor signaling pathway. The transcript has 16 exons. Bases 111 to 4631 code for a protein of 1506 amino acids. The record is from RefSeq and is a predicted model, not a curated record. Gene Ontology annotation, molecular function: G protein-coupled receptor activity; protein binding. Gene Ontology annotation, cellular component: membrane. NCBI's taxonomy places the organism in Eukaryota, Metazoa, Mollusca, Bivalvia, Ostreida, Ostreidae.